AUGACAAUGGAGGAGGCUGACAAGACAUCGGAUAUGCCGGGACUGCUUGAGGACCUGACGGCAAACGGCACCUAUAUCCUACAGCUUAUGACAUCACGGAAACGACAUGAAAUGUUGUAUUUCGAGCAGGCCCUGACGCAACGUAUUCAUGAAGAUGUCCAUCAGAAAGUCGAUAUUAGGAAUAUGGUUCAGAACAAGAGUGGCUGUAACAAAAAACUGUCUCACUCCUUCGGUGCUGUCCUAGGGACAGGAACAACCGUGUUUUCCGGACCGUAUUCCUACGCCAUAGUCUUCGUAGACCAGCUUGAUAAACCCGAAUUUCUAGUCAAUGGAGAGAUUCUAGAAAACAACCAGCUCGUUCACUGCCAUGACCCAAUUUGCGUCUCGGUCAACUCUGGAAGGUUGGUGGUAUUUGCGUUCGCAUUCCACAAAGCCUGA
Pyrenophora tritici-repentis Pt-1C-BFP is the source of this 438-nucleotide messenger RNA. The record is from RefSeq and is a predicted model, not a curated record. Lineage: Eukaryota; Fungi; Ascomycota; Dothideomycetes; Pleosporales; Pleosporaceae.